Microcebus murinus (gray mouse lemur) is the source of this 8310-nucleotide messenger RNA. The record is from RefSeq and is a predicted model, not a curated record. NCBI's taxonomy places the organism in Eukaryota, Metazoa, Chordata, Mammalia, Primates, Cheirogaleidae.
AUCCUGCUAGAGCUUAUUUUAUGGGUAGAUUUUAUUUUCCGGGAAACACAGUACUAAGGAGAAAUAAACUUCAUCUCUAUCGUGGAGAGAGGGGGAAGGAAUGCUGUCUGUAGCUGUCUGCCAGACCUAUUAGGUCUGGGGACCACCCCCCAGACUCCGGCUAUUGUUUUACAAGCCUAAGUUUUGCAUUAACCACAUUCUAUCCUAUACAUACUUUUCUGGUUCCCACCUGGAAUAAACCUAACAAUUGGGGCCAUGCCACAUUACAAAAGAAAAUGAGGCGUUUCUCUUUAAGGUCGCCCGGUAGGUCCAGUUUCUAAAGGUUAAGAAGAAAACGCCCCAAAGGGGAAGAUGGCAGAAUGGCAGAGGCGCCCGAGUCCAGGGUGAAGUUGGCGGAAGGUCUCUCACUGACUCCAAAAGGCGUCCCCUUCAAAGGGGCGAGAACCGGAAAUGAACCUCCAGAAAGGAGGUGAGAGGAGGCAGCUGAGAAUCAGGCUUCCCCGCGUCCUCAAGCCACGAGCAAGGCUUGAGGAACAUAAGGACGGAACAUAAGAACAAAAUUCCCUGAGGAACAUAAGGACGGCUGAAUCCCACCCCCAGGUAUCCUGGGGGACCAGGUAGAAAGCCACUUCUUACCCGUGCUGAGGAGAAUUGUUCAGCUUUUGGAUGUCUGAGAGGGAAUCGGCAAAUGGCCUCCCGCUGCCAAAGCCAGGAAAGCGAAAGCGAAAGAGAGGGGAGAGAAGAAUCCAGAAACCUUGUGGUGACUGGCAGGUUGGUUGAAACCCCCUACUUGGACGUGACCCUGAAAGACCUAAUCAGAGAGCUGGGCGGACUGCCUUCUCCUGUAGCAGCUGGGGGGUUCGGACACGAAAAAGGCAAGGGGUUCUGACAGGCUGUUAGUGGAACACUCGAGAAUCCGGAAGUGAGCCCAGACCCGAGCUGCCACGGCCCGCUGCUUCCUGGUUGCGAAGAGGCCCGUUCUUGAUGCUCGUCCUGGGUUUCGGCACCAAAAUGUCAGAUAGAGAAAAUGAUGCUUAGAGAGCUUAAAUAUCUUUCCCAAGGACAUGCAGAUGAUACAUACAAAAGGUACAAGAAGUUUGAGUCUGGAGUUUUGUUUCAAACACUAUGAUGAUACACUGUUUCUCUAAGGUAAAAAAGAUCAAUAAGGUGACAAGAAGUACAAGGGCUGACAGACUGAAGGAUGAGUGAUUUUUAUAAGAGAAGUGAGCAUAUUGCUAAUCUGUGUUAUAACUUGGGAAACUUGCAAAAGUGGCUUUGAAUAAUUGAAAAAUAGAUCAAGCAGAUAAACUCUGGUGAACUUGUGUAGAGUAGGGAGCAUGUUUAACCAUUUUGAUAUCUCCAAGGCCUAACAUUAGGCAAAGCAUACAAUGGGAGCUCAGUAAAUGGUUGCUGAAUGAAGAGAAUUUUGGAAAAGCUGAAUAAAGCAGGAUAAGAAAGAACCAAAAGACCUGAUAAACAACUUUAAGAUUUAUGGUGAAGCUGUUAUGCAAAUGAGACUCUCUUAUUAGGAAGCAUUUUAAAAUCAAUAAUAGAGAAAAUCCUUUCAAGAAUAAUGCUGAGAAUUGCAGCACUGUUAAGAAUGAAAAACAUCAAGUAAAGGAAUUGAGAGAUGAUCAAUAUCUGCACCAUGUAUAUUACUGAAAGAUAGAGUGGAUGGCAGUUGGAAGGUGUUCUGACUGGGAUAAAAAGUAAACCCAAACAAAAAACCAUGGAGUGUGGAGGAAAACGAGAUAUGUUAAAUAAAUAGCAAUAAAUAACUCAGCAGUAAAUUAAAACUUAUGCAAUUUUUAUUUAUUUUAAAUUUUCUCAUUCAAAAUUUAUUACUUUUAACAUAGACACUGAUCUUCAGAUACUAUCUGAACUCAGGAGAUUUAGUCAAAUCCAGCAAUAUGCCGGACAGGAGAUCUGCUAAUGAGGAAUGCCAGUAACUCCUAGUUCCUGACACUGCUUUCCAAAAGUGACUGUAAAGGAUUGCCAUUUAAUGCCAUUGAAGAUCUACUAACCAUCAAUUUUGCAUGAAUACAGCAAAAGGAUUACUUUACAUAAAUCAGUUCCUUUUUCAAGAGCAUAUUUUGGACCCUGUUUUCAGAAAGCAGGUACAGUUCAUCUUCUAUUAAACUGCCUUUAAAACUGAAAGGAAUGUUGAAGGAAAAAGAAAACCGUAUAACCCAUGUAUGCUGUUUAUGGAGCUCCUCAUACAACUGCUCAAUACAUUAGAGCAUAAUAAAUUAUGUACUCAAAUUAAGUCACUCUUUAAUGAAGAAACAUCAAAGCUGUUAAAUACACCUUAAACACACCAGGACAAAGAAAAUUCUAGUGACCAAGAAUGGCUUCCUCUUGGAAACUGAUUCUGUUUCUGUCAAUCACUGAGUGUCUUUCAGAAUAUUCUGAAGCUCUUCCUGGUAUCCCUACAUCAUAUGCUGCUUUGCUAAGAAUUAAGAAGAGUUCAUCUUCAUCUCUUUUGGGUUCAAAAACCAGACCACGGUACAGCAAUCCUUCAUUAGGAACACUGAGUGUUUCUUCCCCCAGCUGGAGAGGAGCAGCUCAGCAUUAUUAUUCUCCCAUCAAUCUUUAUCAUUCCUCAGAUGCCUUCAAACAAGAUGAAAGUGUGGACUAUGGGCCAGUGUUUGUGCAAGAACCAGAUGAUAUCAUUUUUCCAACUGAUUCUGAUGAAAAGAAGGUAGCACUGAAUUGUGAAGUUCGUGGCAACCCAGUCCCCAGUUACAGAUGGCUUCGAAAUGGAACAGAAAUAGAUUUGGAAAGUGAUUAUCGCUACAGUUUGAUAGACGGAACCUUCAUUAUAAGCAAUCCAAGUGAAGCAAAGGAUUCUGGUCAUUAUCAGUGUUUAGCAACUAACACUUUUGGAAGUAUUCUUAGUAGAGAAGCCACACUUCAGUUUGCCUAUCUGGGAAAUUUUAGUGGCCGGACAAGAAGUGCAGUCUCUGUGAGGGAAGGCCAGGGAGUUGUUCUGAUGUGUUCUCCUCCGCCUCAUUCACCAGAGAUCAUCUAUAGCUGGGUAUUUAAUGAGUUCCCUUCCUUUGUGGCGGAAGACAGCCGGCGGUUCAUUUCCCAGGAGACAGGCAACCUUUAUAUUUCUAAAGUCCAAACUUCAGAUGUUGGCAGCUAUAUUUGUCUGGUGAAAAACACAGUGACAAAUGCUCGAGUACUUAGUCCUCCAACGCCACUCACUCUACGUAAUGAUGGUGUGAUGGGAGAAUAUGAGCCGAAAAUUGAGGUCCAUUUUCCUUUCACGGUUACAGCUGCUAAGGGAACAACUGUUAAGAUGGAGUGCUUUGCACUUGGCAACCCCGUUCCAACAAUCACAUGGAUGAAGGUUAAUGGUUAUAUUCCUAGUAAAGCACGUCUGCGGAAAUCUCAGGCAGUGCUGGAAAUACCAAACGUACAGCUGGAUGAUGCAGGCAUAUAUGAGUGCAGAGCUGAAAACUCACGUGGAAAAAAUUCUUUUCGUGGACAAUUACAAGUAUACACUUACCCACACUGGGUAGAAAAACUGAAUGAUACUCAGUUAGACAGUGGGAGCCCUCUGCGAUGGGAAUGUAAAGCUACUGGAAAACCCAGGCCCACAUAUCGUUGGCUGAAAAAUGGAGUACCCUUCUCAUCUCAGAGUAGAGUUGAAAUGGUAAAUGGAGUAUUGAUGAUCCACAGUGUGAAUCAAUCAGAUGCUGGAAUGUAUCAGUGUUUGGCAGAAAAUAAAUAUGGAGCCAUUUAUGCUAGUGCUGAGCUGAAGAUUCUAGCUUCAGCUCCUACUUUUGUGAAUCAACUGAAGAAAACAAUAAUUGUUACCAAGGCCGAGGUUGUCAUAGAGUGCAAACCCAAGGCUCCCAAAACCACCAUCUCUUGGAAGAAAGGAGACAAAGCAGUUAGAGAGAGCAAAAGAAUAGCUAUUCUUCCAGACGGGAGUCUACGGAUCCUAAAUGCUUCUAAAUCAGAUGAGGGAAAGUACGUUUGCCAAGGGGAAAACGUCUUUGGUUCCGCUGAAAUUAUAGCUUCAGUAUCUGUAAAAGAACCUACAAGGAUAGAACUUACUCCUAAGAGAACAGAGUUAACAGUGGGGGAAAGCAUUGUUCUUAACUGCAAGGCAAUUCAUGAUGCUAGUUUGGAUGUCACUUUCUACUGGACUCUAAAAGGACAGCCUAUUGAUUUCGAGAAAGAAGGUGGACAUUUUGAAAGCAUCAGGGCCCAAGCAUCCUCUGCAGAUUUAAUGAUCAGGAACAUCCUUCUGAUGCAUGCUGGGAGAUAUGGCUGCAGGGUACAGACCACAGCAGACAGUGUGUCAGAUGAGGCAGAACUUCUUGUUAGGGGUCCCCCAGGUCCACCUGGGGUAGUAAUUGUUGAGGAAAUAACCGAAAGCACGGCCACACUCUCCUGGAGUCCAGCAGCCGACAACCACAGCCCAAUCUCCUCCUACAACCUGCAAGCUCGCAGCCCAUUCUCCCUGGGCUGGCAAACAGUAAAAACAGUCCCAGAAAUCAUAACAGGGGAUAUGGAGUCAGCCAUGGCUGUGGACCUAAAUCCCUGGGUAGAAUAUGAAUUUCGAGUGGUGGCCACCAAUCCAAUUGGCACUGGAGAUCCAAGCACCCCAUCUCGAAUGAUUCGCACAAAUGAAGCAGUUCCAAAGACAGCGCCCACCAACGUAAGUGGAAGAAGUGGAAGGAGGCAUGAGUUAGUCAUUGCCUGGGAGCCAGUAUCUGAAGAGUUUCAGAAUGGGGAAGGCUUUGGCUAUAUUGUGGCUUUCAGACCCAAUGGAACACGUGGCUGGAAGGAAAAAAUGGUGACAUCCUCCGAAGCUUCCAAAUUCAUUUAUCGAGAUGAAAGUGUCCCUCCUCUCACUCCUUUUGAAGUGAAGGUUGGCGUUUAUAACAAUAAAGGGGAUGGGCCUUUUAGCCAAAUUGUGGUCAUCUGUUCAGCUGAAGGAGAACCCAGUGCUGCUCCCACGGAUGUCAAGGCAACAAGUGUGUCUGUGUCAGAGAUUCUUGUUGCGUGGAAACACAUGAAAGAGAGUCUAGGAAGACCACAGGGAUUUGAGAUUGGUUACUGGAAAGACAUGGAACAAGAAGAUACAGCAGAAACAGUCAAAACUAGGGGGAAUGAAUCAUCCAUCAUCCUAACAGGAUUAGAAGGAAAUACGUUAUAUCACUUCACAGUGAGGGCUUACAAUGGAGCUGGAUACGGGCCACCUAGCAGUGAAGUGAGUGCAACCACCAAGAAAUCCCCCCCUAGUCAAGCACCUAGCAACCUCAGGUGGGAGCAGCAAGGCUUUCAGGUAUCUCUGGGCUGGGAACCCGUCAUACCAUUAGCCAACGAAUCUGAAGUUAUGGGUUACAAGGUUUUUUAUAGGCAAGAGGGUCACAGCAACAGUCAAGUUAUUGAAACACAGAAACCUCAAGCAGUAGUGCCACUCCCUGAUGCUGGAGUCUACAUUAUUGAAGUUCGAGCAUUUAGUGAAGGAGGGGAUGGAACAGCCAGUUCCCAAAUCAGGGUACCAUCGUAUACAGGUGGGAAAAUCACAAGUGCUCAGUCUGCCCUCCACACUCUCUCCACAUCUUCGUCAUCAGUAACGUUGCUCUUGGCAUUGGUGAUUCCUUCAACCUCCUGGUGAAAACUGCUGACUCGAUUUGCUUUUCUUUGCUUUAGCUUGAUAACAGCGGUGAAUAGAGUAUAGUGUAAGUGGAGACCAGGGAUCCUGAGAGGAGCUUGAGCUUUAAACACUUGGGACUACACGUGGUGCACUUACAGGAGGUUGGGGGAGGGGAGUAUUACUUAUACAUCAGGUUUCUCUUUGGUUUUGUAAAUGGAGAGGACAGUUCUUGGUCCAAUAAAAAUAUGCAGAUUGUAUGUAAUGAAUUUUUGUAAGCAAAGGUAAUUUCUGUCAAAUGUAUUCUUUACUUUUUUAAUAUGUUGGAAUUUCAUUUUAUAUUCUGAUGACCCCCGAGUGUGUGCCAUCCAUUUGUUAAGUAAGCGGUCUUUAGUAGGUCCGUUCAAAAACAAAUGCAAAACCUAGAAUGAAAAUUUGCUUACGCCCAAGUCCAGUGUUUUUCAUUUUCCCUUCAGCUGAUUAUUCCAAUUGCCAAACCAGCAGGAGAUAUGAAAAAUACUUCAGUUAUGUGGUCCAUUAUAGGAUAAAUACACAAAACUUUUCUUGGAAAAUGUACGAUUGCAUAGUGAAAUAGCAAGAUUUGUCAAAAUGCUAUUCUAUAUGCACCCUCAGAGCAAGUUAUUAGAAUAGGGAAUAAGCCAUUUACAUUAGUGCAAGGCAAGUAGAAAGUAAGUCCAGAUGAAUUUAAGUGCUAUUGUUUUUCAUAAAGUACUAUGUUAUCUAUCAGCAAAUAAAGUAAAUGUUUAUUUUUAAUAACAAAAGAUAGUUUAAAGUCACCAAAAAUAUAUGAUCACUAAAAACUGCAGACAUGCUGCCAUGGAUGCUAACUUAAAAAUAAAAUGAAUAUGGGACAAGCUUUACCAUUUCUCCACCUACUGCCAAGACAGGCAUUGAAUUAGGUCCAAGGUUUUCUUCUAAUUGCAAAAAUGUUAAGGUCAAUGAAAAUUUGUUGUGCAAAUAAUUAUGCAUAGUCUAUGGAUUAAAAUGGUUCAAGCAUAACAAUAAAUUUUGAUUUUUAAAAACAAUUCAAUGCAUCACAUACCACUUAUAAAAAUUAUCAAUUACCAAAAUAAAGAUCUCUCUUGGAUAAAUUGAUUUUUUAAAAUUAAGCUAUGGAAAUAUGGCAUCAGUACAGGGACUCAUCUAGUCUAGCCAGUCAUGCACUGCUUGAUUCUGUGGCUUGCGAGGUGAUCCCAUUUGCUAUUUUGAGGAAUCAACUUUAACAUAAGGGAUCCAAGGCAAUUGUUGGAAAGUGAGGUAAGAGUUUUCUAUUUAAUGACACCCUACAGAAGUUCUAACAGACAUGAGAAUAUGCCAGAAUUGGCAUUGCUCCCAUGAAGAUGUCUGAAGAGAUAGUUAUUGCAAAGUCAUAUUCCAGAAAAGAGCCUGGAAAAACUACAGUUUCACAGGCGAUGUUAAUGAGAAUAAAAGGUAGCUUCUUUUCGUUUAUAUAAUCUAACCUGUUACUCCUAUUUGCAUCUUUAAUAACAAGAAAAAUGAAGCAAUAUUGAGCUCAAAUUUCUAGCUCUAGAGGUAAAUAUUGUAGAAUAAGAGGCAAGAUGGAAUUUUCUGUUCCGAACAUUAUAAAAGAUUAGUUUCAGAGCCACAGUAAAACUCUGUAUGUCAGUUACUCAUUCUGUUUGGGGGAAAUUAUGUCCAAGACAUUCCUAAACAAACAAGAAGUUACUUAAAAGAUUCAGUGAACAUAUUAUUCUAGUAAAUACUACAGAUGGUAAAUGUUUAAGCCUGUGAAUAAUAAUGACCAAGUGGCCAUUCUUGAAUAUUUCCUUUGAAGAGGAAGAGGCUGGACUUCUCAAGAAGAGGCAUGCUAACUAGCUGACAAAACAUGAGCUCUCCCAAGUAUGGUGUAACUUGCAAGAAUAAAUUGUGCAUCUGAAAAAGAAUGCAGAAAGAAUAUUUCAAAAUUAAAAAUAAUUUUACAUAUUUGAUAAAAAUCAAACUAUUUUCUUCUUUUUCCAUGCUGCUGUGUGCUAGAGUUAGUGAAAGACUUUACAAAUCAAGCUAUUACUAACACUCUUAUAAAGCAAAGUCCAGUAAAAUAUAAUGCCAAUACAUGUCAAAUUCAAAUUCACCAAUAUUUCCUAUUAGCUGAUGGAUGGUACAUAUCUGACAGAAAUAUUUACACAUAGGAUGUCUGAUGUUGUAUUCUUACAGGAAUCAGAAAUAUGGGAUGUUUUUACUCAACAUGCACAGAAUAUGUAUUUUGCAUCGUAAACCUAUUUAAAACAACAGGUUUUCAAUGUUUAUGUACCUAUGUAUUACAUAUUUGUUACUUUUUAGAAAGCAGAACAGCAUUCUUUAUCCAAGUACGUUAUUUUUCAGCUACAGUACUAAGUGAGCUUUUUCUUGGAUGGGAUAGUAACCACACAGUCUUAAAUCACUAAAGAGACUGUAUUUUUGUAUAAUGUCAAUUAACUGUGAAGAAAACAACUCUUCUUAUAAUUAGAAGUUUCAUGAAAGCAAAUGUUUUCCAUACCCAAAUGAAGGUACUGUGGCCCCCAUGUUAAACCGUUAAAUAUAUUGUAUACAAUCUGUAUAUAUACUAUAUAUAAGGUAUAUACCAUGUGGAAGGCACAGUCAGAUAAUAGUUCUGUGUACUGUUCUUGUAACAUUAGAUCUUUUUAAUAAAUAAUUCUUUUUAUUGACUUUUA